Messenger RNA from Diabrotica virgifera virgifera (western corn rootworm), 705 nucleotides. RefSeq lists its product as uncharacterized. The record is from RefSeq and is a predicted model, not a curated record. The coding region runs from base 1 to 705 and encodes 234 amino acids. Lineage: Eukaryota; Metazoa; Arthropoda; Insecta; Coleoptera; Chrysomelidae. The transcript has 2 exons.
AUGAACAACUCUAUGAAACAAAAGUUGCGUAGACAGAUAGACGACGCUUGGCCCGGGAGUACAGAACAGAAACCAGAUCCAGCAGGCCAUCGCAGAGCCAGAGAUCGAAAUACAGGCCAGAAGCCAGAUCCAGAAAGCCAUUGCAGAGCCAGAGAUCGAAAUACAGGCCAGAAGCCAGAUCCAGAAAGCCAUUGCAGAGCCAGAGAUCGAAAUACAGGCCAGAAGCCAGAUUCAGAAAGCCAUUGCAGAGCCAGAGAUCGAAAUACAGAACAGAAACCAGAUCCAGAAAGCCAUCGCAGAGCCAGAGAUAGAAAUACAAGCCAGAAGCCAGAUCCAGAAAGCCAUUGCAGAGCCAGAGAUCGAAAUACAGGCCAGAAACCAGAUCCAGAAAGCCAUCGCAGAGCCAGAGAUCGAAAUACAGGCCAGAAGCCAGAUCCAGAAAGCCAUUGCAGAGCCAGAGAUCGAAAUACAGGCCAGAAGCCAGAUCCAGAAAGCCAUUGCAGAGCCAUAGAUCGAAAUACAGGCCAGAAGCCAGAUCCAGAAAGCCAUUGCAGAGCCAGAGAUCGAAAUACAGGCCAGAAGCCAGAUCCAGAAAGCCAUUGCAGAGCCAGAGAUCGAAAUACAGGCCAGAAGCCAGAUCCAGAAAGCCAUUGCAGAGCCAGAGAUCGAACUACAGAACCAGAAGCCAGAUCCAGAAAGCCAUAG